CUCUCUCUCUCUCUCUCACAUACCCAAAACCUCAAAACAACACCAGAACCAAAAACAGAGGAGAAAAAUAAACCAGAGAGUGAUGGGGGAUACUCAUGAUCAUUAUUACAAAAAUGCCACUUAUUCUUCUUCACCUUCUGCUUCAGUUUCUCCAGCUGCUGCUGCUGCUCCUGCUCAGCCUCCUUCGACGUCCGACGAAAUCUCUCUUUUUCUGCAGCAGAUUUUGCUCCGUUCGUCUAGUUCUCUGGCCUCGGUCGCGGCCCACACGGGCAAGGCCCCGCAGUUUUUGUUUUCAUCGUCUCCGUCCGUUGCUGCUCUGCCUGAUCACCUCAGCCGUCCGUGCCACUCCAUGUUCCUAGGGGACGGGAUCACGGCCGUUGAUUCUUCCGCCUCGCUUAUGCCGGCGGGGAAUCCCAAUGUGUCUUCCUCUUCGUUCGGAGCGAGUGAGAAUGAGACGGACGAGUAUGAUUGUGAAAGCGAGGAGGGUCUUGAAGCAUUGGUGGAAGAGGCGGCAGGGAAGCCAGGGUGUGGUCGAAGUUCUUCAAAGAGAAGCAGAGCUGCAGAAGUUCAUAAUAUGUCUGAAAAGAGGAGGAGGAGUAGGAUUAAUGAGAAAAUGAAGGCAUUGCAAAAUCUUAUCCCAAAUUCUAAUAAGACGGAUAAGGCUUCAAUGCUUGAUGAAGCCAUUGAGUACCUCAAGCAGCUUCAGCUCCAAGUGCAGAUGUUAUCAAUGAGAAAUGGCAUGAGUCUGCAUCCUAUGUGCCUACCUGGAGCGCUGCAACCUGUCCAACUCUCCCAGAUGAGAAUGGACCUUGGUGAAGAAAAUAGGCCUCUGCAUUUGGACAUGACAGGCACACCACUUAUGAACCAGGAAUCUCCAACACAAAAUUUGUUCCAUUUCUCCAACCAAUGCACCAAUGCAAACCAGUCAUAUGUACCAGACAUGUCAAAUGUAGUCAAUUCAGAAACCUCGUUUGGGUUGGAAUCGUCAAUGCAGGCUCACUUGGGACCCUUUCAACUGCCAAACUCAUCCGAGAAUUUGAAUUGGGAGCGACAGCUAGAGUUUCACUUUCCUUUAACACACAAGUAUCUGAUCUGAAAGGCAGUAGUUCUCUGGGAGCAUGUAUCACAGGAAGAAACCGGCAGGAAGGUCUACUUUUAAAGGCUAUGAAACAAAAUUUUCAUAUUGAUAGGUAAGCAUACCUGAUGAAUAAGAUGUUUAUCCUUUCUUCACAUAGUAAAGCAGGCGCCGUACUUUUACAUUUUACUAGUAUGCUCACAGGAAGAAGAAGGGUUGCAAAUGAUAACAUCAAGACUGAAAGAAGGCACACAUAUGAUGCAUGUUAAGCUUGGCUACUCUUAACAUUUUGGAUUUGGUGUAGCCACAACUUGUAACAGCUUUUGUAAUUCUCCAAAUUGAUUAGAGCCUCAAUUGCGUGCUCGAAUCACAGGCAUGCCACAAAGUUAACCUGCAAUUGAUGAGUUUUCUCUUCAAUGCUUUGGCAAGGCUUGUUACUUAAUUGGUAGAAGUAGUACAAGGUAGGGAUGAGACAUGUACGUAAACUCUUAUCUUUCCCUUUAUUUUGUGGUUCUUUUUUAUUUGGAAAUUAUCUCCUCCUCAUAUAUGAAUUAUAUGAACGUCUUGUUUAUAAAUUAUGACAUCAAGUUUUGUCAAAGCUACCUCAAGAUUGUGUAAUAUUUUAUUAUUGUGAAAUUUCAUAAAUACAAAGGACCUAUGUAUUGAUGACUGAAA
Molecule: messenger RNA, 1750 nt
Organism: Prunus mume (Japanese apricot)
Lineage: Eukaryota; Viridiplantae; Streptophyta; Magnoliopsida; Rosales; Rosaceae
Gene: ALC
Product: basic helix-loop-helix (bHLH) DNA-binding superfamily protein
Cellular component (GO): nucleus
Molecular function (GO): protein dimerization activity
Source: RefSeq, a predicted model, not a curated record